AACAAGCAUAGAUGGUUCAUUUUGUUUUCAACAUUGAAGUUUUGAUCUGCAAGAUCUCUGGUGCUGAUUUUCGUCCAGCUUGUCAUUUGAAUUAUAGGCUACAAUAUGAUAGGAAUUAUUUUCAUAUGUUUGUUAUCUGACUUAGUGACAAUAAACGCUGAUUAUACGUUUUCGGUGACUAAGUCAGAAUGGGAUAACGUACCAUGUAGUCUUGUUACGAUUGACGACAUGUCCGAGCAAAAUGAAAUAGCCAAUGCACCGGAUAACAACGACGACAUGUGGAUUGGGCUUCAUAAGGUAGCGAACUCACCAGAAUUUACCUGGAUAGAUAAUACAGCACGGAAUUACAAAAAUUUCCAGCCAAGUGACCGACCCAGUAUUAGUGACCGUAAAUGUGUUUACAUGAGAGGAGGAAAUAACAACAAAUGGCAAUCGGAGGACUGUAAUACUCGUUUGAAAUACAUCUGCGAAACACGUAAGAUAAUUCAGAGUUACACAUUUUGCUACUAA
Anneissia japonica is the source of this 510-nucleotide messenger RNA. Its product is annotated as C-type lectin domain family 17, member A-like. NCBI's taxonomy places the organism in Eukaryota, Metazoa, Echinodermata, Crinoidea, Comatulida, Comatulidae. Gene Ontology annotation, molecular function: signaling receptor activity. The record is from RefSeq and is a predicted model, not a curated record. The transcript is spliced from 4 exons. The coding region runs from base 106 to 510 and encodes 134 amino acids.